UUUUCUGUCUCUACAGAGGCAGAAACACAGCUCUUGAAAUUCUUUUUUCUCUUCAAUUUUAAGCAUUGCUGACAGAGUUAAGAUAGCAUUUCCUUCUAUCAUGGAUAACAAUGGAAUAACAUUAACAAGUGGGAGAUGUAAUAAAUUAGACAUCUCUUCUUUUUAGAGAGAAGAUGGGAACAUCAUUGAUUUUCUUUUCUCAAUUAAAUAUGUGUGAAUCAAAGGAAAAAACUUUUUUCAAGCUAAUACAUGGUUCAGCAAAAGAAGAAGCAAGCAAAGAGGCCAAAAUCAGAGCUAAGGAAAAAAGAAAUCGGCUAAGUCUUCUCCUGCAGAAAGCUGAGUUUCAUGACGAGUCGCACCCCAGCAGACCUGGGCACUUGGCCAAAGAAACAAGAGUUUGCCCUGAAGAAGCAGUAAGAUGGGGUGAAUCAUUUGAAAAACUGCUUUCCCAUAAAGAUGGGCUGGAGACUUUUACCAGGUUUCUUAAAACUGAAUUCAGUGAGGAAAACAUUGAAUUUUGGAAGGCCUGUGAAGACUUCAAGAAAAGCAAAGACCCUCAGCAAAUUCUCUUCAAAGCAAAAGCUAUAUAUGAGAAAUUUAUCCAGAUUGAUGCUCCACAAGAGGUUAACCUUGAUUUUCACACCAAAGAACUCAUUACUAAGAGCAUCACUCAACCCACCCUCCACAGCUUUGACGCAGCACAGAGCAGAGUAUACCAGCUUAUGGAACAAGACAGUUACAAACGGUUCCUGAAAUCUGACAUCUACACAGACUUGACAGAAGGGAGACCUCAGAGACCAACCAACCUUAGAAGGCGAUCCCGUUCAUUCACCUACAAUGAAUUCCAGGAUGUAAAGUCAGACGUCUCCAUUUGGCUAUAAGGCAAAUUAGGUUUGCUUGUUUGGGCAGCAAGCUUGUAUAUCUGCUUCUAAGAUAUAGCAUAUGUUAACAAAUGGGUACAUCAUUUAAAAUAAAAUGCGUCAUGUAAAAGGAUUUUAAGAAGAUAAAUCAAAACUUUUAUUCUAACAAUACAUACUGCACCUGCCAACGUGCUCUGUUAACACCUUUCAUUUCACUUCACUCCAUUCAUAAUCAGAAAAGCAGGUGUUAACAGACACUGAUAAAUGAACACAACGAAAAAAUGUUAUGAUACCUUAAAUUAUGAAGCUCAUUGAAAGAUCAAUAUAUAGACAAUUUUAUCCGUAUUAUUCUUGUCUAUCUGUUAUAAAAUAUAAUAAGUACAUUCUCUAAAAAAAAAAAUCACAUGAUCAUGAACAAAGAAAGAAC
This is a messenger RNA of Pteronotus mesoamericanus, 1287 nucleotides long. RefSeq names its product regulator of G protein signaling 18 (gene RGS18). The record is from RefSeq and is a predicted model, not a curated record. The coding region runs from base 174 to 881 and encodes 235 amino acids. Lineage: Eukaryota; Metazoa; Chordata; Mammalia; Chiroptera; Mormoopidae. The transcript has 5 exons.